AUAAACUUUAUAGAAAAGUAAACAAGUUGCACGGUCAUGAUGCUUUGAAAGCCUUCGGAGAAGAUAACAAAAUUGUUGGAUCUGGUCCUGCGAUGUUUGGAUUUUCUCAUCAUAAAAUAAAGGAACUUAUACGGCUUUCUUCAACUUGCGGAAGUCCCUUGGAUUCCUCUAAGUUGACUUCCAGAAGGUGUCGAGACCCUGCAAUUUGUUACAGACGUAUUCAUAUUACAUGGAAAGACCUUGACAAAUGCAAUGUCUGCUAUACUGAUGAGGAGUAUGACAUUAGUCCUUUUCUGCAGUGCGAUAAUUGCAGGAUGAUGGUUCAUACUAGUUGCUAUGGGGAGCUGGAACCUGCUGAUGGGACACUUUGGUAUUGCAACCUUUGUCGUGUCGGGGCUCCUGAGUCUCCUCCACCCUGCUGCCUUUGUCCACUUGCAGGAGGAGCUAUGAAGCCUACAACAGAUGGGCGCUGGGCUCAUCUUGCAUGUGCCAUUAGCAUACCAGAAACAUGCUUACUAGAUGUCAGGAAAAUGGAACCCAUUGAUGGUUUGAACAGAAUCAACAAGAUUUGCUGGAAGCUAUUAUGUAGCAUUUGUGGGGUUUCUCAUGGAGCUUGUAUUCAGUGUUCGAACAGCAGCUGUUAUGUAGCAUAUCAUCCCCUUUGUGCACGGGCUGCUGGAUAUUUCCUUGAGUUCUAUGAAGAAGACGGAUUACGUCUCUGUUCUGAGAAGGAGGAUGGGAAAGACCAGUGCAUUCGCUUGCGAUCCUAUUGCAAGAGGCAUAGGCGACCAUCUGAUAAGUGUAUUGUGGUUCAAGAGAGCAUGGAAACCUGUCAACGACCGGACUAUAUUCCUUCACCCAAUCCAUCUGGCUGUGCUAGAACUGAGCCUUAUAACUAUCUGGGCCGAAUAGGCAGAAAACAACCUCAAUCCCAUGAGCCUGCAUCUUUGAAGCACUUAUAUUUGGAGAACGUGCCAUACUUAGUUGGCGGUAUCCGCCAGCAUGAAUUUUUAAGUAAAGUGGUUUCUUCUCAGUGUAAUAUUUCCAGUAAUAUUUCUUCCAUGGUUGAGAAAUAUAGCCACAUGAAGGAAACUUUCAGAAGGAGAUUGACAUUUGGAAAAUCUGGAAUACAUGGAUAUGGAAUAUUUGCUAAGCAGCCGCACCGAGCUGGAGACAUGGUAAUCGAGUAUACUGGUGAAGUUGUUAGAGUUAAUAUAGCUGACAGAAGAGAGCACUUAACAUAUGAUUCGCUUGUGGGUGCUGGCACUUGCAUGUUCAAGAUUGAUGAUGAUCGUGUUAUUGAUGCCACAAAGGCAGGAAAUAUAGCACGUUUGAUCAAUCACUCAUGUGAACCAAACUGUUACUCCAGAAUCAUUACCGUUAAUGGUGAUCAGCACGUAAUCAUAUAUGCCAAAAGAGAUUUAAAUCAAUGGGAGGAGCUCACAAUUAAUUACAGAUUAUCGUCAGUUGAUGAACAACUUGCUUGUUCUUGUGGUGUCUCAAGAUGCCGAGGCAUUGUUAAUGAUAUUAAGGCAGUGGAACAAGUUGCUAAACCAUGUAUACCACAGUAAUUUGACAGCAGAGAAUGAGAACAAGUGUAAAUAGACUUCGUGAUUACAGCAGAUUGAUCUCAGAAGAAGUCCACACCUGUCGUUUCUAGCUAACUUCAUGUACAUCAGAUUGUCAGUUGAGUAGCAAGCAGUUGCUAUAAAACAAGCUUCUGUAAGAGCAAGUCUGGAGCAUAGCUAUGCUUGAGUAGUAUGUACUUGGGUUUCGUAGAUAACAUAUUCAAUCAAAUUUGUAGAACACCGCUCCAGUGCGUAGCUAUACUGAAAUGCAUUAAUGGACAGUUGAUUCCCACGUAUCUCGCAGAAAUUGCAGCGGAACACAUAACCGGAAAGGCAAGAGCAAAUCUGGAGAGUGAUUCUGGAAAUUUUGUUAUGGGAAUAGUUUUAACCAAUUUUUAGGCGGGAAAUUCUGUUUUUCUGUUAUGAAAUCAGUGUAUAGAUAUAGACAGAAUUGUUGUGAAAGGUUAUGAAAUGAAUAAACUUAAUUUCAUCUCUCAUCUCUC
Daucus carota subsp. sativus is the source of this 2071-nucleotide messenger RNA. RefSeq names its product histone-lysine N-methyltransferase ATX2-like. Gene Ontology annotation, cellular component: chromatin. The record is from RefSeq and is a predicted model, not a curated record. Bases 93 to 1571 code for a protein of 492 amino acids. Lineage: Eukaryota; Viridiplantae; Streptophyta; Magnoliopsida; Apiales; Apiaceae. Gene Ontology annotation, biological process: regulation of transcription by RNA polymerase II. The transcript has 15 exons. Gene Ontology annotation, molecular function: protein binding.